AUGGAUGAAGUCAGACAAAGAAUAAAACUGAACCUGUUUUGCUCACCUGGCCUUGUCCUCUCAGGUGUGGGCGGAGCCUCGGAGCUGGCCUUCCUGAAAGAGCCCAGUGAUGUCAUCGCAGCGAGGGACCGCCCCCUGAUGCUGGACUGUCAGGUGGAGGGGGAGGGGCCAAUCUCCAUCACCUGGAGACGGAACGGUGUCCCCGUGGCGACCGGCGUCAAGGCGACGGUGCUCGCUAACGGCACGCUGCUCAUCAGAAACUUUUCCAAAAGACGAGAGAGCAACGAGACGGACGCCGGCGAGUACGACUGCGCCGCUCAGAACCGCUACGGCAUGUUGAUCAGCCGCAAGGCCCGGGUCCUGAUCGCCUCCCUCCCUAAGUUCCUGUCUCACCCAGAGUCUGUGGCGGUGGAUGAAGGGGGCGUGGCCAGACUCACCUGUCAGGUAAAUGGAAUCCCAGAAGCCAACAUCACCUGGCAGAGAGACCGACACCCACUGGGCACCGAGGACCCCAGGUACACUCUGCUGCCCAACGGCGUGCUGCAGAUCACCGCCGUACGCCGAACAGACAGCGGCUUCUUUCGCUGCGUCGCCUCCAACAUCGCCAACACUCGCUACAGCAACGAGGCCCAGCUGUCCGUCACUGGUGCAGGAUCCAGGACCUACAGAGAACCGGUCAUCCUGUCCGGUCCUCAGAAUCUCACCAUCAACAUCCACCAGACGGCGGUCCUGGAGUGCAUCGCCACAGGAAACCCGCGUCCCAUCGUGUCCUGGAGUCGCCUUGACGGGCGGUCCAUCGGCGUGGCGGGCGUCCAGGUGCUGGGGACCGGAAACCUGAUGAUCUCUGACGCCUCGCUGCAGCACGCCGGCGUCUACGUUUGUUCUGCCAACAGACCAGGAAGCCGAUCCAGGAGGACGGCGCUCGGACGCCUCGUAGUACAAGCUCCCCCAGAGUUCUCCCAGUGGCCCCAGUCCGUCUCCAGGCCAGCGGGGGGCAGCGCUGUGUUCAGCUGCACGGCGUCCGGAGCUCCGGAGCCUCAUCUCAUCUGGCUGAAGAACGGAAAACUGCUGCAACCACACGGGAACGCCAAGCUGAGCAACGGGAACACGACUCUCGCCAUCACCCGCAUCACGGCGGACGACGAGGCGAUCUAUCAGUGCAUCGCAGAGAACAGCGCCGGCACCAACCAGGCGAGCGCCCGGCUCGCUAUCAGCCAGGGGGCGGAGCUUCCGGAGGCGCCGGCCGGCCUGCAGGCCACGCCCCUCAGCACCAGCAGCCUGCAGCUGAGCUGGGACCCGCCCAGCGAGCUCGCCAGCCAGCAGAUCAUCGGAUACGUGAUCCACGUCCGGCGCCUGGGAGAGCCCGACAGCGCCGAGCUGCAGGAGGCCGUCAGCAAGACGACCUUCAGACACGACUUCAACAACCUGGACGCCGCCACCACCUACUCCAUCUACCUGAAGGCGUACUCCGCCCUGGGGGGCAGCCAGCAGUCACACACCAUCACCGCCACCACGCAGGGCGGAGUCCCCAGUCCUCCCAGUUUCUUCACUAAGGUCCUGAACCAGACAGCCAUGCAGGUGUACUGGGAUCUGGGACGUCCGGGGACGCUGCAGGGCUUCAGACUGCAGUACCGCGGGGUCUCCAACCCCGAAGACCAGGGGCAGGAGACGCUCCCUGCCCACAUCAACACUCACACCUUCUCUCACCUGGAGCCGGCGGCGGUUUAUGAGAUCCAGCUGGUGGCGUUUAACGGGAACGGAGACGGUCCGUCCAACCGCCGCCUCGUGUCUCUGGCUGAGGGAGGAGACACUGCAGCAGAUGGUCCGACCUGUAACUGCGAUCAGUCUCACGGCUCCGUGUCCACGCUGCUGGUCGGCGUCCACAGCGGCCUGGCCUGCGUCCUCUGCUGCCUGCUGGUCGUCCUGCUGGGGUACAGACGCAGGUAA
Molecule: messenger RNA, 1947 nt
Organism: Centropristis striata (black sea bass)
Lineage: Eukaryota; Metazoa; Chordata; Actinopteri; Perciformes; Serranidae
Product: immunoglobulin superfamily DCC subclass member 3-like
Exons: 12
Coding region: 1-1947 (648 amino acids)
Biological process (GO): axon guidance; cell-cell adhesion
Cellular component (GO): axon; plasma membrane
Molecular function (GO): protein binding
Source: RefSeq, a predicted model, not a curated record